Molecule: messenger RNA, 2566 nt
Organism: Cololabis saira (Pacific saury)
Lineage: Eukaryota; Metazoa; Chordata; Actinopteri; Beloniformes; Belonidae
Gene: hoxd4a
Product: homeobox D4a
Exons: 2
Coding region: 932-1702 (256 amino acids)
Biological process (GO): embryonic skeletal system morphogenesis; anterior/posterior pattern specification; regulation of transcription by RNA polymerase II
Cellular component (GO): nucleus
Molecular function (GO): RNA polymerase II cis-regulatory region sequence-specific DNA binding; DNA-binding transcription factor activity, RNA polymerase II-specific
Source: RefSeq, a predicted model, not a curated record
AACUUCGAUUCAUUGACUUAUUUCCAUCUUGAGCGAGGCACGUGAGGAUAAAACGCUCCUUCAGCUGUUACAGUGACAGUUUUGCUUUAUGAGCGAUAAUAAAUCUGACAACAGCACGUUUCUCGGAUGAACUUUGGUUUUGCUGAAACUUUAUAGGCUUGUGAUACAAAAUGUUUCCACCCAAAGCAAAUGUAUCUUAGAAGGUGCUUUUUUUUCACCCCCUUUCUUUUAUUUGCUCAGUGUGCCGGUCCAAAUGGAUUUGGUAAAAGAAGCCACAGCAGUUCCAGCUGUGGCUCCUUGCUCCUGUGGGUCGUUUCUGUCUCCACGUUAUUGAUUCCCAGAGGCUGCUGCUGCUUCUGCUGCUGGCCAAUAGGCUCCUGAGACAGUUUUUUUUACCCCUUUUUUUUCAAAAGGACGUGAGCAGAUGAAGGGAUGAGAUUCGUGUAACUUUUGGAUGACCCCUUCUUGACAAAGACACUGUCCAUCAAUUGUCCUCAGUCAUUAUUCGCUGCUUUUAUGCCAAGGGGCUUUUUGUAUCUUUUGUUGGUUUCUCUGUUGAACACCAAGCCUUCAAGUUGGACCACAGAAACUUAUAUAUCCUUAAAUCACUCGGGAUCAAACAUGCACAAACGCUCACAAUAAUUUUUAUGUUGUUUUGUAUAUGAUUUUGGAACAUUUAUUGUUAAUUUUAGAGUUUAAAGACUGUACAACCCCCUCCUCCCCGUCAUUCCCCCCUCCCAGAUCUUAUUUUCCUAGUGCAUUACUUAGUGUAUUUGUUUUAUCCAACAACGUCUAAUCUCGGGAAGCUUAAUUUAGGUUUAACGCAUUUAGUUGUGUGUUUACUCGUGUUUGGACCAGCAUCACCUCUAUUGGCCGAUCUGGUCACAUGGUUCGCUAACUUUAUUCAGUUGACACCAAGUAGGAGGGCUCUAUGGAGGGAGGAAAAAAAGACAACUCGAGAAAAAUUAGUAUUUUCUACCUUCAGAAAUUAAUGGCCAUGAGUUCGUAUAUGGUGAACUCUAAGUAUGUGGAUCCUAAAUUUCCUCCCUGCGAGGAAUACUCUCAAAAUAACUAUAUACCUGAUCAGGGCUCGGACUACUACAGUCCAUCGCAGGACACAGACUUUCAGCAUCCAGGGAUCUACCCACGGUCAAACUACGCGGAGCAGCCGUUCAGCUGCAACACUGUGCCGGACUCCUCCGUGCAGCCACCCCGGGGUCAUGUGCGAGACAGAGCCGCCCAUCCGAGCCCUUUUACCGCACAGACCGAGCAGGCCCCCCCGGUCCCAGUGACCGGACCUCGGACUUGUGGACAGCAGCAAAACACAAAGAGCCAAAAUGGGAUACAAGCCAAGCAGCCUGCAGUAGUUUACCCCUGGAUGAAGAAAGUUCAUGUGACUACUGUGAACCCGGAUUACACGGGACCGGAGCCCAAGCGCUCCAGAACAGCGUACACCCGCCAGCAGGUCCUGGAGCUGGAGAAGGAGUUUCAUUUUAACAGGUAUCUGACCAGGCGGCGGAGGAUUGAGAUUGCCCACACUCUCUGCCUGUCCGAGAGGCAAAUCAAAAUCUGGUUUCAGAACAGACGGAUGAAAUGGAAGAAAGACCACAAACUCCCCAACACCAAGGGCAGAUCGGCGCCAGCCUCCAGCCAUCUUCAGAGCAUUCAGAAGGAUAACCAGACUGAUAUCACGUCAUUAUAAAAGAGGAGGGUGUCACAUCGUUCGAAAAAUAAAUGUACAUAAAGACUGAGGUUGCAUCUGACUUUUGCAUGGACGGAUGUCAAUUUUUUUUAGCAAUUAUUGUUUAAUUUAACACAAAAAUUACCCCAGCAGCCAGACUCAAGAAGACUGAGUCGGAAAAUCAGUCUUUAUAAGUGAGAAGUGUGCAAGUUUGUGUUUUAAUUUCUUCACAGAAACAGAUUUGAUCGAAAAUGUUUCUUUCCACAUUUUUUUUAAACGUCCAAUAAGCAAAAUUCGGCAUCUUCGUGGAUUUCGGUACACUUUUUAACAUUUUCCAAUAUUUUUAUUCAGAACAAAGGCCAUUUGUUCCAAUUACACGAAUAUUGUCACUUUUUGUUUUAUUAAACGCACAAUAUAAGUACUUGAAGGAAGCAGUAUUUGCAGAGCACGCCAAACACUCCCCAACCUUCUUUUGUAAGUUACGAAAUAUCUAUUCUUUUGCGGCUUGUGUGUUUUAACUUAUUUUGUACAAAAAAAAGGAUUGACAUUUUUUUAACCUAAAUAUUAUUCCCACACGUAAGACAUUCCUGCGCGCGAACUAUUCCGAGUGCUCUUAUAAAUCUCUCCUGACAUCUUUGUAAACAGUGUACAUUUUCAGAGGCUCUCUCGUGUUAUUUGAAACUCUCAUAUGAACGAUCAUUUGUUCCUGCAUGGCUCAAAUUGAUACAGAAUAUUCCUCAUCGGACAUAAUCAAAAUCCUGAAUUUUUAGGAGUAUAAUUGUUUAUUUUUCUUGAUACGAUUUUUUUUACGUAAUUAUUUAUUUGUCCAAAAAAACGUGUACAUUUUCGUAUUGCACACACUUUAAUUAAAAAUAUUCGAUAAAC